Helianthus annuus (common sunflower) is the source of this 480-nucleotide messenger RNA. RefSeq lists its product as uncharacterized. The transcript has a single exon. The coding region runs from base 1 to 480 and encodes 159 amino acids. NCBI's taxonomy places the organism in Eukaryota, Viridiplantae, Streptophyta, Magnoliopsida, Asterales, Asteraceae. The record is from RefSeq and is a predicted model, not a curated record.
AUGAUCGUGUAUGGCAAAGCUUGCCAUCUUCCGGUAGAAUUCGAGCAUAGGGCAUUGUGGGCAUUGAAAACCGUAAACCUUGACCUUACCGAAGCCGCAAGGAGGAGAUUCUUCCAGAUUCAUGAGUUGGAAGCAUUGAGGGAUGCCGCGUAUGAAAGGUCUUGGAGUAUCAAGGAGAAAUCAAAGGCAUUGCAUGAUAGGAGGUUGCGAGGUUUGAAGGAUUUUAAGGUAGGUGACAAGGUACUUUUGUUCAAUUCACGUUUGAAAUUAAUAGCAGGGAAAUUGAAAUCGAGAUGGAAUGGACCGUAUGUGGUGAAAGAAGUGUUUCCGUACGGCACGGUUGAGCUCUACGAUGAAGUAGAUAAGGGAGUUUGGAAAGUGAACGGCCAUCGCUUGAAACAUUACUUGGGAGGUCCAAUUGAUUCUACCGAAGAGGAAGAAAUUCCUCUGGAGGACCCACCCACCUUCGCCGAACAGUAA